GCCGGGGAGCCUCACAUCACAACGAAGUGCCCCUCGGAAAUCAUCUCUCCGCAAACACACCACCGCUGUGAGAACCGACGUCAAGACUGAACUGAACACCUCGCUUUAAUUUUCCUCUUGCGUCGGUUGAGUCGAAGACCCAAGCCGCUGAAACGGAAAGUGCAACUGCGGGAACAAGUCCGAGCGGUCUCGGACUGCCCCCUCUCCGCCUGCCCCAUCUAAGCGGCUGUCGAAACAUGGAACGAACUUGAAGCUCUGCUCGACCUGGGAAGUCGCAACAGUCGCUUCACAGCGGAAUGAGGUUGGAAGAUGCCACUGCCACUGCCACUGCCACUGCCACUGCCACUGCCACUGCCACCUGACCGACAUCGAUUGCAUUCCGAGUCGCUGUCUGGUGGUGGUGAUGAUGAUGAUGAUGAUGAUGAUGAUGGAAGGUGUAACCCAGCCGGUCUCACUACACUCACCUCCAGAGUACCUGCUUACACUACUUCGCUGCGGGCUCACGAGGAAGGAGAGACCUGCCCCGAUGUGCGAGUCGGUCACUUCAGGAAGUUGGGAUUGCGGCGACAAGUGGAGCUGCCCUGGGACUUGAAGAGGGCAGCCGAAGGCUCAUGCAGUCUUCGGGCAUGAUCCAAUGACGGAGGAUUCAGUCGUGCUUUCGGUUGUGCUGCCCUAAAAGCAGACAAGCUUCACGGGUCCCGGGCCCAUGUCGUCAACUGGAGCACAAGGAAGACUCGGACAAGAAAGAGAUACAGUGGCCGCGGUGAAACAGAGACACAAGCACGACAGCAACCCCAAGGUCGGAGCUUCCACUUCAACAAUGAACGUCCACCUGAAGCUUCCGCAGCAACUCGAAAUCCCAAGCCCCAGGCCCCAUGCCAGGCAGGCAUCAUAUCGGUGCUUCUUACUGCCCUUUGUGCUUCGUCAAGUUGUGUUCCCAGCCAUCCAGGCUUACCACUGCAGACACUCCGACGUUAUCUUCUCCCGACUAACCUUAACCUCAUCAAUUGUCUCGGGCAACCGUAUUUCAUCUAUCUCGCUCUCCCGACCACGUUCGCAACGAGACAGUGUUCAUCAAAUGGCCAAGCCACACUCUGCCAGUGUCGGGAUUUGUCAACUUCCGUCAUGCAUGGAAUCAUCUUUUCCUUUUCGCCGCCGCAACGAGCCAUCUUCCGCCAGCACUGGCAUGAUACGUGCCUCCAUCAUCGGAUGCCCACGAGCCAGGAGCGGCCAGGAGCCACCCCGAAUUAUCUGUUCGCACUCGCCUUCCAUCUCUAGCCGAAACCCAAUGUGCCUCCGCGGACUGGACCGACGGGUAAUUGUAUCCUGCAAGGAAUGCGUCUUCACUCCCAAGAGCUUGCCUAUAUUCCCAUGUCCUUCGCUCCCUAGACAUGGCGGUAUUGGCUUUUCAAUUCAUUAGGGCGACUUUCCAUAAUUUGAGACUUUUGUUGCCAUAAGAGAGAGAAGCCUGCGAUCCUAGACGCAAAAAGAUGCUCACAGACAUUCUUCGUUCGCGGCGAAACACAGACAGACAGACAGACAGACAGACAUCCACCGGCGGUAUGUCAGCUCAACCACGUUUUCUUCGCCGGGUCUGUAAUGCGUAUAUGCAAUGUAACUGCCAUAUGGACGGCCACGCGCGCAAUACCUGCGAAGAAGAAAAACAGUACAACGCAGGUUCCUGCGCAGGAACUAACGCUGCAUCGGAAUGUCUGAUUGAUCUUAUCGCCAAAGUCCGGACAGCGACCUUUAAUCGUACGCAUUGCUCAGGAUGAGACGUAUCUGGUCUUCCUGAGGAACAACGAACAACGUUUUGAUUCCUGCUUACGAGUUCACAAAGUCGACCAAGAAACGAUCAGCUUACGAGAUCGUAAACAAUAUCCGUGCAUACAGCAGUACCCAACCAGCCAGGAUCGGUGAUUUGCCCGCCUUCGGGCCUUUUGAGCCCAGACUCUGGACAUAGUGGGAUUUGCCCCGUCAUGUAUAAUAGACCCGCAAGUCAGCCACAACAAGCACGCUUUUGGUCAAGAGCCGUAUUAUAGCCAGCUGAGUCGAAGAGAAAGCCCUGGUAUCUACCCGCAAUGAAUACGCUUGGGUCUCACAUGUUCGAACCCGAGUCAACAAUGGGCCGACGCCUACUGGCGGCCAUCGUGGGAACUCAAUUGUGGACGCCUCCUCAUGCCGAUGUGGCGCCUGCAUGGCAAGUGAAAGGUCCUUGUUUGGGUGUUUGAGCCCGAUUCUUUUUGAGACCAAGACAAUCUGAAACUACGCAACUUCCUAUCUCGUCCCGCCGUUGCAAAGCAAGCUCAUUCCAGCCAAUGCAGCUCUGUGCGAUUGCUCCAACCAUGUGGUCUCCAUGGUCCUUGGAAGAUCGCAAGCAUGCCUUCGCAAAGGAGACAGGCAAGACAACUCUGUGCGGGGAACCUCUUUCAGGGAGUUCAUCGCCUGUGUCCUUUCCGGAAACUUAAGGAGGUGCGACGAUCCUAGUGUCAGUCAGCUUCUUGCUAGCGUAUUGCCUGGUCGGUAACCUCAUCUACCUUGGUCUGGACUCCCGAGGAACCAUAUUAAUCACUCCGACCGGCAUCACGGUAUGGAAGCAAAGACACGCGAGCCGUAUCAGGUUGGAUGUCCACGACGGGUUUCCGGCAUUGGGGCAUGACAGCACGGGUAUCAAAGCAAUUUAAGAACCGAUUGGACUAGAGCUUUCAUUUGGUGGCGGAAGCACGAGAGUGGCGUGGCUUUGCCAUCUUGAGAAUGCCUUCGAAAGCCAGCCACCCCUGGAUUCUUAUCCUAUGAUUACGAAGAACCAUGCCCCUCCGGGGUACGCCACGAAUGGUUACUUUUCAUGUCAACCGUUUCAUUGGGUCCUUGAUAGCUAAGCUUGCGUGUGCAGGCUCAAACACGCGUGAAGAUUGGGUUUAUGGCAGCAGCUGCAGGAAAUGCAUGUUCAAAUCUUCUAAUUAUUUCCACCACCCUCUUGCCAGCAAAAGAACAUCAAAAUGGGAGGCAGGGGCUGCUAAAAAGGGUAGGAUGUGCUCAACGAAGCUUUUUUGGCACUGCAGGACGUAUCGACGAUGUCUUAUCCAGCAAGCAAGCCCCACCUCCCCCGGGAGCGGCAGAUAUUCCUUCGUAUGCAAGCCGCUUUUGGCAUGUUUCCAACCAAAGGAAUGCAUUUGCUGCUAUGAUCAGGCGACGAUGUCGAUUCCGUGAGGCUCACGGGGGUUGCCAGACAUGUGGUUAAAGCUUUAUCACCGCGGUGUCUAGGGCACCUGGGUUUCCUUACCUUGGACACGCGUAUUCUACUGUGGCUCAUGGCCUUAAACACUGAUGGAGGUCAAAGAGUGGAUUCAGUGAAUACUGUGCUCACCAUGAUGUAACUUGGCUCUGAUUAACCGUUCGAUUGGCCACAAUGCUCGCAGAUGGCAUGCUCACGCUUGUUCACUUCUGAGCCCACACUUUCGCUUUUUCUUUCUUCUUUUCUUCGCAGAGUGUCAUUAAAUCUGCCAAGCAAGAAGAAGAGACAAGACCGAUCGGACGUCCGAUGAUGUGUGGGGGAUUGUUUGUGGUACAACUUGAACCCACUGAAACAAGGAAGUGGACGAUUACCGCCGGCUUGGGCACAGGCUAAGCGGGAGAGGGAUGCGGUCGUGGGCUCUCGAAGACAGUAAGUACAAUGUAUGCUACAUACCGAGAUUGGAACAUAUCUCGUGUUGUGGUUGUCGUGGUAGCAAUCAGCACGGUUGCUUGCUGGAGGCACGCAGAAGGUCAAGCCACCGAGGCUGUUUUGCAGCAAGACGCACAAAUUACUCAUUGUAUAUUAGCCAUUUCCUUCACCGACAUCGCACUUUGAUGAGGUUUGCUUGCGGUAGACAGGAACGCGGGAAGCAUCUGCAUCCCGUUAUCGAACGACAAA
Neurospora crassa OR74A is the source of this 3913-nucleotide messenger RNA. RefSeq lists its product as hypothetical. NCBI's taxonomy places the organism in Eukaryota, Fungi, Ascomycota, Sordariomycetes, Sordariales, Sordariaceae. The coding region runs from base 707 to 1420 and encodes 237 amino acids. The transcript has 3 exons. The record is from RefSeq and is a predicted model, not a curated record.